UGGCAAGCAUUUGGACGAAGUUACUAGUGGCUGUGUUCGUGGUGGAGGUGAUGGCAAAUGGGUAUGGGCAUAUAGAUGUUUUAAGAACCAAUUCAAGCUUGAAAAUGGAUACUGUAGUCGAACACAUUGAUAGAAAUGUGAAAGCUAUCAGGCCGAUAAUUCAAUCGGUCAGAUUUAUAGAAGAAAGUUAUUUUAAACUUUAUAUUGAAGUUAAAAACAUUGUUGAUCUCCUAAACAUCAUUUUGGACUUGACUCUUAGAAUAUUCCAUUGUGAUUACCUGAGCUGAAUAACUCCUGAAGUAGUCAUUGUCAAAAUUUUUCGUGAAUUCAGAAACUUCAGCAGAGAUGUUAUAACCGAGAUACUUUAUGGAUAUGUAUACUUAUUUACUGUGUAUAUCAAAAAAGAGUUUGGCAUUAUUACCAAGAUUAUCGAAGAUAAAGGUUUAGAGAUUUUUACACAGAAUUCAGACUGUAUUCGUAUGAGAAUUGGGCAAUACUACAUGCAAACUUUUGUUGGUGGCAAUACUUCUGAGUGUUCAGAGUUCGAUCAGAUCAUCCAUAGUUUCUCAGAGCAGAAAGUUGAUGAAAGAAAAAAUGUCUUUUACUUAGGCUUUCUCAUACUAGCCAUUAUCUUUCUUUGCUUUCUAUAUAAGUCGAUCAUUAAACUAAUAAUCCAAGAAUACAGAACCUACAAAGACCUAAAACUACUCGAGAACAUAUCUCCUCCAACUUCAUCUACCAGCUCCAAUCCCAUUGAAAUUCCAAACAGAUCAUACCCCUCACACGCUCCCCAAAGCCACAACCCACUUUCAUCCCCAUCAUCAACCUAACAUAUCCCCCUACAACUUCCA
Messenger RNA from Moneuplotes crassus, 851 nucleotides. The record is from the annotation of a GenBank genome assembly. Lineage: Eukaryota; Ciliophora; Spirotrichea; Euplotida; Euplotidae.